AGAAUAGGGAGGUGGCUGCUGGUUAAUUGCUUAUGCUUAAUGCUCCAUUGCAAUGGAAAGCUCUUCUCAGCCUCUUCCUAAAUAUAUGAAAGCUCUGGUCAAAGAGUCAGCAACAGAAUCCUAUAUUUAUAAAGAUGUAUUAGUGCCCCAACCUGGUCAAGGUGAACUGCUAGUCAAAGUGAAGAAGGUUGCAAUUUGUGGCUCAGACAUCACCCUGUACAAGUGGGGAGAGAUUGCAAAGACUAUUGCAGCAAUUCCAUUUACACCAGGUCAUGAGACAGUUGGAGAGAUUGUGCAGCUUGGCUCAGAUGUUCCCCAGGAAUAUCAGAUUGGAAAGAGAAUUUGUGUUGAGAAUCAUUAUUAUUGUGGGCAUUGUUAUCAAUGUAUGCAUGGGCAACCUCAUAUUUGUCAAAACCUCAAUCAGUUUGGUCAUGGAAAAGGUACUCCUUAUGGAGGUUGUUCAGAAUACACAAUAGUGCCUGCAAAAUAUGCUUAUCUCCUUCAAACUGAUUUGGAUGAUUCUAAAGCAGCAAUAUUAGAACCAUGUGGAGUUGCUCAUCAGGCACUUGAUGCCAUUAAUCCUAUAGGAGAAGAUAUUCUUAUUCAGGGAUGUGGACCAAUUGGACUAUUUGCAAUUGGCUUAGCUAAAGUAAUGGGAGCAACAAAAAUCAUUGCUUGUGACAUUGUGGAUGCAAAACUAAAGGUAGCUAGCCAAGUUGGAGCUGAUGUGACUGUAAAUUGCAAAACACAAAACCUUAAAGAGAUAAUAAUGCAAGAAACGAGUAAUAAUGGUAUUGGACGUUUACUUGAUGCUACUGGGGUAGUCCCAAUGAUUAAUAAUUGUUUCAGUCUAUUAAGGAAGGGUGGUUCUAUUGUUUUAGUUGGCUUGCCUAAAGAGCCACUUCAUAUAGAAGACCCUCUGCCCAAUGUAGUUUUUAAAUCAUUAACUCUCAAAACGGUCCAUGGACGAAGGAUUUUUAAAGACUGGAUUGAACCUGAGAGAUUUUUAAAGGAAAACAAAGUAAACACUGAUCCAAUUAUUACACACGACUUUCCCAUGAGUCAAUUUGAAGAGGCAUUUGCAACGUUAAUGAGUGGUGCUGGCUGUAAAAUACUUAUGACUCCCGGAAAAUAACUAAUAUAACAAAUAUAUAUUGAACUGCUACUUUUUGUAAAAAAACAUUUAUUAUUUUCAGAA
This is a messenger RNA of Amphimedon queenslandica, 1198 nucleotides long. RefSeq names its product L-threonine 3-dehydrogenase-like. The coding region runs from base 53 to 1135 and encodes 360 amino acids. Gene Ontology annotation, molecular function: zinc ion binding; oxidoreductase activity. Lineage: Eukaryota; Metazoa; Porifera; Demospongiae; Haplosclerida; Niphatidae. The transcript is spliced from 12 exons. The record is from RefSeq and is a predicted model, not a curated record.